Messenger RNA from Zalophus californianus (California sea lion), 2142 nucleotides. It is a transcript of the gene LRRN4CL, whose product is annotated as LRRN4 C-terminal like. The transcript is spliced from 2 exons. The record is from RefSeq and is a predicted model, not a curated record. Gene Ontology annotation, molecular function: protein binding. The coding region runs from base 692 to 1405 and encodes 237 amino acids. NCBI's taxonomy places the organism in Eukaryota, Metazoa, Chordata, Mammalia, Carnivora, Otariidae.
CUGGACUGUCCUAGGUACAGCUGUCUCCAUUCACAAGCCUAGAAAGUCCAAGGAGAGAAAACCUACCCGGCCUACUCCAUCCACGUGACUCUGGGGAGGGGGAUCGUGUAGGGCGGGUCUGGAGAGCCGGGCUGCAUCAUUCUGGCCCCUGCACCCCUCCCUUUCUCUGUCCAUUGGGAGGCAGAAGACAGGAAAUGACUGCCAUGGAUGUGGUAUGAUUUCUACCGAAACAGCAUUUUGUAGCCCAGGCCCCAUGCGGUCAGUUGUUUUCUUCUCUGAUACCAGCCAGGUGGCCCUCUCUCCUCACCCCUCCACGUAGCCUCAGCCCUCUGAUCCUCUGCUCCUGGCUGCCGGCCACAUUCCACUCCCGGCUCCCAACCCAGGCAUCCUGGCCUCCAGAUGAAACAGCUGCUGUGCCCCCCACCCCCCAUCCCUGGCCCCGUGACUCAGGCUCUCUGAAGGGACCAGCCCGCUUCUUGGCAUUCACCGGGAAAGGGGGGGGCAGGGGAGGGGGCCUAGGUGGUGACAUCAUAGUGGAAGGGUAUAAAAGCUUCGAGCCAAAACAGAAUUGAAAUCUGAAGACACUGACAAGACCUGCCUUCGAGCCUGUGCUCCCGGGGUCACCCCGGCCGCACCCCCACAGACCUCUGGUCGGAGAUUUGCACCGCCGCGAGACCUCCCCGCCGACCCCAUGCUGGACUCUCCCUGCCUUCUGUGGCUCCUGGCUGUCACCUUCUCCUUAGUGCCCAGAACGCGGCCCUUGGCCCCUCAAGACCUUACGGAAGAGGAGGAAGAUGAGACAUCACGGCCACCUCUGCCGGCUGUCCUCUGUGACUACGACAGUUGCCGCCACCUGCAGGUGCCAUGCAAGGAGCUGCAGAGGGCUGGGCCCGGGGCCUGCCUGUGCCCCGGGCUCUCCAGCCCUGCCCAGCCUCCUGCCCCGCCGCGCCUGGGAGAGGUGCACGUGGUGGCCGAGGCCGGCAGCGCGCUGGUGCACUGGUGUGCACCCCCCUCCCCGGUCCACCAGUACUGGCUGCUGCUUUGGGAAGGCGGUGGGGCUACCCAGAAGGGCCCCCCGCUCAACGCCACGGUCCGCAGAGCAGAACUGAAGGGACUAAAGCCUGGGGGCAUUUAUGUCGUUUGCGUGGUGGCUGCCAACGGGGCUGGAGAAAGCAGCGUGCCGGGGGCAGGUGGGGAGGGCCUCGAGGGGGUGGGUGGCCCUGCUUUCGGGCCCUGCGGCAGGCUGGCCAUGCCCCCCAGGCCCGUUACCCUGGUCCACACGGCCGUAGGGGUGGGCACGGUCCUGGCCCUGCUGACCUGCUCUGCUCUGGUCUGGCACUUCUGCCUGCGCGAGCGUUGGGGCUGCCCCCACCGGCCAGCCUCCCCACCAACAGCAGGGCUCUGAAGCAGCCCGGGUGCCUCUCGGGCCCAGCUGAGCCCAGACUUGCAGAGGAGAGCUCUGCCCAGACUCCCCUGGGCAGCCCGGGCGCCAAAGUAGAAGGCCAGGCGCCUGGGGCCCCAGCUGAGUCUCGGUGCUCAGCCUGAGAGCUUGUUCAGGUCCCAAACUUUCCGUCCUGCUCCAGGCUGAAAGGAACAGAGGGGGAUUGGCAACUUUUUCCUUAAAGGACCGGAGAGUAAAUAACGUAGGCUUUGCAGUUCCAGAGGAUAAAAUCAAAGAUAAUAUGUAGGUGCUUCUAUGGCCAUGUAACCACGUAAAAACGUAGAAACCAUUCUUAGCUCAUGGGCCUUUUCUUUUCAAAUCAGGCUCUGGCCAUAUUAGGCCUAUUGGCUGUAGUUAGCUGAUCCCAAUCCCGGUCAUAGGCCCUCAAAAGGGCCCUGUCACACUGGUGGCUUCGGUGGGAUUUCGAGAACAAAUUGCUUCAGGCAAUUUGGAGUUUGGGGCAACACCACUCCCUCUUUUACCUUUCAUUUCGAUAUUGAAGAUGGGCACACCUGAGUCGGAAGCCACCUGUGUCUGACGUGGGUGAAGAUAAAUGACUGACAUGGGGUGGAGAACCAAGGACUGCCUAAAACUGCUGUCCGGGGCAUUUCCCAAGUCCAAGGAUUUCCCCCACUUUCCCUCAAUCUGUGUCUUUUGUAUAUUCACUGUACCAACAUUAAAGGAAAUAUAAAACGAAGAUA